AUGGAUAAAUCCACACAAGAGCUCUUCUUGAACUUUAUGGUGGUUUUGAUGACCGUGCUACUUAUGUGGCUACUUGUUAAGUCCUAUCAGGAGUGAGGCACUGUCUUCAAUGUAAAACCAGCUUUUACAAUAAAUUGUGGGAGUUUGUCAUG
This is a messenger RNA of Leucoraja erinaceus (little skate), 152 nucleotides long. Its product is annotated as sarcolipin. The record is from RefSeq and is a predicted model, not a curated record. Gene Ontology annotation, molecular function: enzyme regulator activity. Gene Ontology annotation, cellular component: membrane. Bases 1 to 96 code for a protein of 31 amino acids. NCBI's taxonomy places the organism in Eukaryota, Metazoa, Chordata, Chondrichthyes, Rajiformes, Rajidae. The transcript has a single exon.